Molecule: messenger RNA, 1663 nt
Organism: Oryza brachyantha (malo sina)
Lineage: Eukaryota; Viridiplantae; Streptophyta; Magnoliopsida; Poales; Poaceae
Exons: 3
Coding region: 1-996 (331 amino acids)
Source: RefSeq, a predicted model, not a curated record
AUGGAGUCCUAUACUGACACUACAUUCAUGGAUUUGUUGAGUUCUCGUUCAACAAAUGAGGUUCCAGAAUCAUGUUCACAAGCACAACAUAUUGAUGCAUCUAUCCCGCAGAAUCAAAAGACGUCAUCUUCACCAAGUAUCCAAAGAAGCAACAAGCGUCCUCGAUCAUCCUCGAUAAGUGCUUGGUUGAACAAUUCUAUUGAUCCUAUUGAAGGAAAUCCCAAGAAGGGAGAUAUCUACUGGAAACAGGUGACUCAGGACUACAAUAGCAACAGUCCGGUGGACCGCAAACGUAAAGCCAAGCAUCUGAAAGAUCAUUGGGGAAAGAUAAAUAGGAAGGUUGUGCAUUUCAAUGGAAUUUAUUGCAGACUAAAGGAGGUUUAUGUGAGUGGCCAAAAUGAUGAAAUGCUAAUGGAUAAGGCUCUCCGAAUGUACAAGGAAGAAACACAACAAAAUUUCAGUUUUUCCUAUUGGUGGGCAGAAGUGCGUCGACAGCCAAAGUGGAAUAGGGUAUACACUGAAAAGGAGAAUAAAGAAAUGAGGCUACGUGGCCCAUCUGAUGACAUCAAUGAACAUGUGGAGGAAAAACGUCCACAAGGUACAAAGGCUGCUAAAGCAAAAGCCAAAGGGAAGUCACAGGCUCCACCUGGUACAUUGUCUCAUGAUGAUUUUGAGCUAUAUCAUGAGUCUCAAACAUUGAAAGCUGCUACAACAGAGAAGAUGGCAGAAGUUCAGCUUCAGGUUUCACAAGAUCAGAAAGAAGCAGCACUUGCAAAAGAGAGAAGAGAGUUGGCAAAGAAGGACAUGAAAAUCAUGGAUAAGUACACCACGCUACUGAUGGCUGACACCACAAGCUUCACAAGUUCACAGAGGGAGGAACACGAGAUAGCAUUGAUCCGUGCCAUUUUGCCUAACAAUACAGAGGGAGGAACACGAGAUAGCACAGAGGGAGGAACACGAGAUAGCAUCGAAGUACUUCCGUGCCAUUUUGCCUAACAAUAGUGAGUAGUGAGUUGUGAUUAGUUUAAUACUUAACUAACUAUUCAGAUAUCAGCUUGUAAAACUAUUAUAUUUGUGGUCAGAGGGAGACUACUUCCCACAUGAAUCAUGUAGUUGCACAUAAACGAAGUUAUCCCACACACAUGGUUAGAGAGAGACCAGCUCACGCAUGACUAAGAUGGUUAGAGAGAGACUAGCUCCCCCAUGACUUAGAUACGCCCAUGUUCAGAGAGAGGAUAAUUGCAGCAUUAAUUAUAUACUUGAAGAACACUAAUUGUAGUACAUGAUGACUCCAUCUCACACACAUGGUUAGAGAGAGACUCGUCCUUACAUAUACGCUAGUCUUAAUUUAGUAAUUUGUUCAGCACUUCUCCUAUAUGUAUAGCUCCAUACAACAACUGAAGACAAAGAUAUAGAAUAGAACCGGUUGCAAUGUCUACUCUGCACCAUGGACCUAUUGAUGGGUUUGAGGGUCUACUACAAAGAAAUUCUGCCCUUCGAGAUAGAUCAAAGCAUACCAGAUUAAAGAAAGAUUUAAUUCAACGUAUCUGGAACAGAUACGGAGCAGAAUAAAUAAAGAAGUUUGUUUUUCCGAAGUCACUAAAUAAGUCUUCAUUUAGAAGUCUACGUCUUCUUUAUGUUUUUUAAGAAUUUCAUUAUGUAA